GUGUGUGUGCGCAUGUGUGUUGUGCGUGUGGGAGAUUCCCGAAACGUCGUGUGGGUCGUGGGUCGUGCGGUUGUCAUGGCCAGCAAGGAGUACGCGAGCAGUGCACAGCUGCUCCACAAUUGGCUAAAUGCCAGCCAGAAUGCCAGCCUAAGUUUGUAUGGCAUAAAUGGAACGCACCAAUUGGAGGAUAGCUUCAUUAAUACCACAACUACUGCUGAUCUGCUCCAGGAGGAGGAGCAGCUGGAUCAGGAACAGCAGCUGCAGCAGCAACAGCAGCACAUCAGCGCUGGCCUGUUGCUCUGGCUGAUCAUCAAUGCGAUCAUCUUUGUCUUUAUACUGGUCGGCAAUGCACUCACAAUUGUUGCGGUGCGCACUUGCCGGAAUCUACGCUCGGUUAUAUCGAAUAUAUUCAUCCUCUCAUUGGCCAUCUCCGAUUUCAUUGUGGGCGUCGCACUGCCCUAUCAUGUGGUAUUCUACAUGGGCAUCGGCUUGGAUCUGGGCAGGCUGCGCGGCUUCUGCCUGUUCCGUUUCUUUCUCUUCAUCUGCGCCUGCUGCGUCUCCAUACUGACGCUCAUCUCGAUCGCCGUCGAUCGCUACAUUGCCGUCAUGUACGCCCUGCACUAUAGACGCUACAUGACACGCCGCGUGGCCUACUUGAUCAUCACGUGCAACUGGUGUGUGGGCGCUCUGGUGGCACUGAUACCCAUCUUUUGGAACAAGUGGUCCGAGGCGCAGGGCUGCGAGUUCGACGAGGUGCUGCUGCCGUGGUAUGUGGCUGGCAUUAUAACGCCCGGAUUCGCUAUCAUCUGGAUAUGCAUGCUGGUCUUCUACUGGCGCAUUAUGCGCGAGGCGUCCAAGCAGGCGAAGCGGCUGCGCCAGUCGGUGGUCUACAAUACGCACAGCAGCCACAGCAUGCUGCAUCCGGAUUGGAAGAGCGUACAGAUUGUGGUGUUCAUCAUGGGCUGCUUUACGCUCUGCUGGCUGCCAUAUUUCUGUGUGGCGAUCGCCCAACUGUUCCGCGUGUGCCGCAGCAAUUCGAUGAUCUACAAGACGGCCUUCUCGCUGGCCAUGGCCAACUCGGCACUCAAUCCCAUUAUCUACUCAUGGAAGAAUGCCGGCUUUCGGAGGGCCUUUGCCAAAACGCUCUGCUGCAAAUCCGCCAGCUGCUGUCGCGUCGACGCCGAUCUGGAGCUGCAUUUGCCCUCGGAUAGCGUUAAGCAGCGCAUCGAUAGCCACAGCUAUCCGGCGAUAAAAGCUAACGAGCCUACAGAAAAAACUCUCAACUCAGUGCCAGGGAGCGCAAUAAAUCAAUAAACCAAAUGUAGAAUGAA
Molecule: messenger RNA, 1331 nt
Organism: Drosophila montana
Lineage: Eukaryota; Metazoa; Arthropoda; Insecta; Diptera; Drosophilidae
Gene: mAChR-C
Product: muscarinic Acetylcholine Receptor, C-type
Exons: 2
Coding region: 13-1314 (433 amino acids)
Biological process (GO): chemical synaptic transmission; G protein-coupled receptor signaling pathway, coupled to cyclic nucleotide second messenger
Cellular component (GO): plasma membrane; dendrite
Molecular function (GO): G protein-coupled serotonin receptor activity; neurotransmitter receptor activity
Source: RefSeq, a predicted model, not a curated record